GAAACCACACACCAGCAGAAAAACGUCUCAUCUUUCUCCACAUUUCCCCACUCCCAACACUUUGCUCGAGGCUUCUGCUGGCAGAGGAGCAGCGGAUGAGAUGGGGACAGCCACAGAGGGCCCCGUGACAGCUGCUGCAGGCUUGCCCAGUCUGUUCCCAGCCAUGGGAGGCUCUGCAAACACGAGCUCUGUGGGUAACACCAGUGGAGCUCCCUCCUCUGCACCGUGCCAGCGUGACACCACCGUCACCCACCUGCUCUUCCCCGUGCUCUACACCCUCAUCUUCCUCCUGGGGCUCCUGCUGAACAGCCUGGCCUGCUGGGCCUUCUUCCACAUCCCAAGCACAUCAACCUUCAUCAUCUACUUGAAAAACAUCUUGGUUUCUGAUUUCAUCAUGACGCUGAUGCUGCCCCUGAAGAUCCUGACGGACUCCGGCCUGGCGCCGUGGCAGCUCAAGGCCUUUGUCUGCCGCUUCUCAGCCGUGAUAUUCUAUGACACCAUGUACAUCAGCAUCGUGCUGCUGGGGCUCAUUGCUUUCGACAGAUUUCUCAAGAUUGUGAGACCUUUUGGGAAGUUCUGGGUGCAAAACCUGACCUCAGCAAAGAUCCUGGCGUCUCUGGUCUGGCUCUUCUUCCUCGUCCUGUCCCUGCCCAACAUGGUCCUGUCCAACAAGGCAGCAACGCCGCAGUCCGUGAGGAAGUGUGCCUCCUUGAAGAGCCACCUCGGGCUGAAAUGGCACGAGGCUGUCAACUACGUCUGUCAGUUCAUCUUCUGGACUGUCCUCAUCCUCAUGCUGCUAUUUUAUGUAGUCAUUGCCAGAAAGGUAUAUGAGUCCUAUGUAAAAACACAGAAGAAAGGCAACAGAAGCGAAAAGCGGAUCAAGGGGAAAGUAUUCAUCAUUUUUACCGUGUUCUUCGUGUGCUUUGCCCCCUUCCACUUCAGCAGGGUGCCCUACACCGUGAGCCAGACGAGGGCCCACAUGGAGUGCCGGCUGCAGAACCGGCUGUUCGUGGCCAAGGAGAGCACGCUGUGGCUGGCAGCCACCAACGUCUGCAUGGACCCCCUCAUCUACCUGCUCCUCUGCAAGCCCUUCCUGCACAAGGUCUUCUACAGGAGGGUGAGGGCUCUGCAGGGAGCAGCCCAGGCAAACCCAAAAACAGAGCUGGACACACGAGUAUCUCCCACUGAGUCCUGAUUCUGCAGCUGCACACUCUGCUCUGCAUCCGCAUAGAGAACUUGAAAAACAGUUUGGUUUACUUCUGCUGAAGAGCACAAAAGGGUGUUUGCCAAGCAAUACUAACACUCAAUAAAUGCAGCAAAA
Melospiza georgiana is the source of this 1321-nucleotide messenger RNA. It is a transcript of the gene P2RY13, whose product is annotated as purinergic receptor P2Y13. Bases 101 to 1195 code for a protein of 364 amino acids. Gene Ontology annotation, cellular component: membrane. Gene Ontology annotation, biological process: G protein-coupled receptor signaling pathway; negative regulation of adenylate cyclase activity. The transcript is spliced from 2 exons. Gene Ontology annotation, molecular function: G protein-coupled purinergic nucleotide receptor activity. NCBI's taxonomy places the organism in Eukaryota, Metazoa, Chordata, Aves, Passeriformes, Passerellidae. The record is from RefSeq and is a predicted model, not a curated record.